Messenger RNA from Prorocentrum cordatum, 413 nucleotides. The record is from the annotation of a GenBank genome assembly. NCBI's taxonomy places the organism in Eukaryota, Dinophyceae, Prorocentrales, Prorocentraceae.
AUGACCCUCAAGUCAGACAAACCUUCUACGCGCACUUCGCUCAGCUUACCAACAAGCGAACGACAAAGGACAGCUCCACAGUCCGCUCUCGGGUGCUACAAUGCUAAAUUGCUUCAUCGGGGAGCGGGCGAAGAAGACAUCAUCGGAGAACGUGUCUUUCGAGGGACCUUUCCGAGCCGGCACGCCUCGCAGGGGGCGCGCCCGCCGGCCGAGCGCCGGGCCAGCAUGACGUCGCAGGUGUCGAGGGCCCUCGCCGCGUGGCUCGUCAAGGGCGCAGGGGCCUCGGAGGAGAGGCAAAAGGCGGCGCCGGUGAGCGGCAAGGACGCGUUCGAGGCCUUCGUCGACGGCAGAAGCAUCCGUCAGGGGAGAGCUUCGAGCGCCUGGUUGAGCUGUCCAGCGCUUGCCGGUCGGAG